UAAAGUGGAUAACCCCUUUAAGGCAAAAACAAGCUGCAUCCUUAAGAGGUUAUUACUGGAAUGUAGGUACAAUUGGUGAGGCAGGGUUUGAAGCAGGUAGAAUAUGGCUCCAAAACGCCAUUCUAUUAUUUACAACAGAGUCAGUACAGUUUCUGCAGUGAUUUUUCUCAUUGCGGAUUUCCAGACAAGAGACAGGAAAACACCUAAGUAACAAUAACUAAAAUGAAGUCAAAGGUAACCUUGCAGAAAUUGCCCGUGGCAACAAAUCACACACAAGCGGCCGAUGUAAGCAACAAAGUUUUUUCUGUCUUUUAUGAUACAAAAACCGCUGCAUAGCAAACAGCAGGAGACUUCUCCUCUACCAAUAUGGUGUCAUUGUAACGUCACGCUAACAGGAAAUAGAAUUGAAUGCCGGAAAUAUGUGGCGCAUCAAUUAUUUCGCUCUUAACUGGAUUGAGAAUGAGUGUCACGGAGUGAAACAUCGAGGAAGUGAGAUUAUUUUUUUACAGGCAGUAUAAGAAAUGGAUGACUCACAAUGGUGUGAACUAAUGUGACUGGAGAUUUCCGUUCAAAACGAGACUCGUCACUUUUACACAACGCUGUGGACGGCUUGCUUUCAGUCAUUAUGUCCUGCAGCUCUGCUGAGAUUGAAACCCAUGAGAAAAUGGCAAGCUAUUGUAUUAACCCAACUGAUCUGUCAGAUGAGAUACUUCUACAAAUCUUAAGCUACAUACCAAGCACAGAUCUGAUUCUAAAUGUCAAAAAUACAUGUCGUAAAUUUGCAACUUUAUGUCUUGACAAGAGCCUUACCAACACUGUGUUUCUUCGUAAACAGUAUCAGGCCAGAGAUAAACAUGUGAAGCAAAUGCUCAGAGUGAUAUCUCGAGAGAUCUGUGAACUUGACAUAAGUGACUGCUACUGGUUGAAUUCCUCUACGGUGGAUAAUGUCUCAAGUUGUAGAAAACUUGUUAAAUUGGAUAUGACUGGCUGUUCUGUAACCUCUCUGCGGUUGUCUAAGAUUCUUACAAAUCUUAAAUUUUUGCGUUCAUUAUCUAUUGACAUCAAUGAAGGUUUUGACUCAGGACAGCUAAGUAGUGAAUGCAGAACUACCCUAGGACACUUAAGAGAAUUGAAACAGACUCUGUUUGUUCCAUCUUACGGUGUUGUGCCCUGUUGCACUAGUCUUGAAAAGUUGCUUCUUUACUUUGAAGUCUUGGACAGAACUCGUGAAGGAAUGAUAAUGUCUGGACAACUAAUGGUAGGAGAAAGUAAUGUCCCUCAUUAUCAAAAUCUGAGACUAUUUUAUGCCCGUCUUGCUCCUGGAAACAUAAAUGAAGAAGUUGUUAGACUGUACCUGGCAGUUCUUAGUGAUCGUACUCCAGAGAAUCUUAGAUCCUUUCUAAUAUCUGUUCCUGGAAGCUUAACAGAAAGCAGAGCUACAAAAAAUCUAUUUGAAUCCAUGGCAAAGAAUGUAAUGUUUGAGGCCUUCCAGUUACCAAAAUCAUGGCUUAAUGGAUCAUCUUUACUCCAACACAUGAAGUUUAGUUGUCCUUCAUAUUUGAGUUUUAGCCGCUGCAUGGUUUCUGGGGAACUGCUUAUUCAGACACUAUUAAAUGGUGAAAAAGACUGCAAGAGCCUUGUUAGUUUGAAUUUGAGGGGUUGCACUCUAUGCCUUAUUGCAAAUGUACCUUUUAAAAAGCCAGAUGAUGAUAUUGAUUGUUCACUUUUAGAUAGACUAAUAUCUGCAUGUCCAAACCUUGUACAUUUGAACUUGUCAUCGGCACACCAUCACAGUUCAGAUACAUCUGGAACACAUCUUUGUAAUAUUCUUUCACAUCUUGAAAAAUUACUUUCACUAUCUUUGCCAGUGUGUGCAAUAGCAGAUGGCAGUAAAAUAGGCAAAACUCAAUCUACUCUACCAUCUUCACCCAGUACUUCUGCUAUUACACUCAGCAAAAAGGUUCGUAUUGGGGCACAAACUUUUCAGGUGUCUGAAGAGCAAUGUAUGCUUAAAUUACAGUCUGCAUUUUGGAAACUUCUUAAGGCAACAUCAGCGUUGGAGUGCUUAGAAUUGAUUGGAUCAAAUUUUUAUUCAGUUAUGCCCCGAAAUGAUCCAGCAAUACGAAAUACUUACCCACCAUGUAAACGUUCCCACUCUGUGAGUGAUGGAGAUGUUGCUGCAAUCAGUCAACUAAAUUUUUUGCAAAGCCUUACUCUAGCCCAGCUGCCAGGAAUACUAACCGGCUCUUGCCUUGUGAACAUUGGCAGGAGCUGUCAGCAGUUGCGUACACUGUCACUGGCAAAUUGUGGCAUGAUGGGAAAAGUUAUGUUCAUGUCCUCUCUCUGUGAGAUGUUGACUCAUUGCAAACAUUUGAAAGAUCUGAGACUGGAACAACCAUAUUUCCCAGCAAAUGAUAAGUUCUUUCUGGCUCUUAGUCGCUGCUCAUCCUUGCAACGUCUAUGUAUUAUAUCGCGAAAUGGAAAUUUCCAAGCUGAUGCUGUGAUUUCAUUUAUUGACAAAUGUCAAGAGCUAGUCAUGUGUCAUCUGUUCACCGGAGAAACACUUGCGGCUUGUAAAAGCCUUCAGAAUGAUAUAAUAAAAAGGUUUUCUUUAGAACGACCGGCAUUGAACAUUGUAAUUUUCCCCUUGCUUCAUGAGAAUUUGGCUGAGGUGAUAAGAGAUGUUCCAUUGAUGCAUUUGGAUGAAAUAACUUUAUUCAAAAGUAGAGUGGCAGAGGAGCCCCCAAACUUAUGGCGCUAAUUUUUUUUACAGUCUGCAAAAACAAUCAGCAUGUAAAAAAGUCAGCAAUUGCCUUGCUUUGCAUUAUAUUGUAAAUCGUACAUCUUAAAAAUGUUUAAUAUGAACCAUAUUACAGCCACUAAAACAUGAAUAUUGUUUUUCUUUUUAUGUGAAAUUUUUUGGUACAAGAGGAGUUCCUAAUAUGUUAUUUUAAAAAUUUAUGAUCAUGCAAUUUAUUGGCAUAUUGUUAUUAUUUGUAAUGAUUAUAGUAAUACUUUACAGUCUUUGAAAUUAUUUUUGAUGUAUCCGUAAUUAAAGUUAUAAGGCUUUU
Hyla sarda is the source of this 3071-nucleotide messenger RNA. It is a transcript of the gene FBXL18, whose product is annotated as F-box and leucine rich repeat protein 18. The transcript is spliced from 5 exons. Gene Ontology annotation, cellular component: SCF ubiquitin ligase complex. NCBI's taxonomy places the organism in Eukaryota, Metazoa, Chordata, Amphibia, Anura, Hylidae. Gene Ontology annotation, molecular function: protein binding. The record is from RefSeq and is a predicted model, not a curated record. The coding region runs from base 626 to 2761 and encodes 711 amino acids. Gene Ontology annotation, biological process: SCF-dependent proteasomal ubiquitin-dependent protein catabolic process.